This is a messenger RNA of Fragaria vesca subsp. vesca, 1014 nucleotides long. Its product is annotated as putative disease resistance protein At1g50180-like. Lineage: Eukaryota; Viridiplantae; Streptophyta; Magnoliopsida; Rosales; Rosaceae. Gene Ontology annotation, molecular function: ADP binding. The record is from RefSeq and is a predicted model, not a curated record. The transcript has a single exon. The coding region runs from base 1 to 1014 and encodes 337 amino acids.
AUGGCUGAAGGUGUUGUCGCAAUUGUGACCGAAGGGAUCAAGCCGCUCGGAGAGUUCAUCAUUCAGCAAGCGAAAUUCUUGAGGGGUAUCGGCUACCAAAUUGAGCUUGCGCAGAUUGAGCUACAUUUGAUCCGGGGAUUUCUAAAAGACGCAGAUACGAGGCAACAAGAUGAAGAACUAGUACGCAUUUGUGUUAAGCUUAUCAGAGAUGCUGCUUAUGACUUGGAGGAUGUCAUUGAAUCUUUCGCCUUGAAGGUGGCUAUCAGAAGUAGAGGUGGUACUGUGAAGAUGCUUCUUAAAAGGUUUGCCUGCAUCUUCAACGAAGGAGUUCAUCGACACAAGAUUGGGUCCGAAAUUGAGGAUAUUAUGUCUAAACUUUCUCAUCUGAGGUCGAGUUUGCAAAGUUACAACAUAGGGCAGACAAGCGGGAGUGAAAGUGUUGCUUCAGCUUUUAAGAGGCAACGAGAUCGAAGGCUAACUUAUGGUCAUCAAGUUGGAAGUCAUAUUGUUGGGCUGGAGGAAAGCACUGAUAAGCUGGUGACGGAGUUGGUGAGAGAAGGAAAGCGUGUUGUUUCUAUUUGGGGGAUGGGGGGCUCCGGGAAGACCACUCUUGCAAAACAAGUUUUUCUUUUUCUUCAAAAUGAAGUUGAGCGUCAUUUUGAUUGUUUUGCUUGGUUGUGUAUAUCUCAACAAUGGGAAGGGAAGGAUGUGCUGAAAGAGAUUUUAAUUAAACUCACUUCUCCAACAGCAGAGGAAAGGAAAGAAAUUUCCGAAAUGGAAAAGGAUGAAAUAGCAGAGGAGGUCUGUAGUAUCCAAAGAGAAAAGAGAUGUCUGGUGGUCCUUGAUGACAUAUGGACUCUAGAGGCUUGGAAUUCGAUAAAAGCUGGCUUCCCAAUCAAUGAGGAAACAGAGAGCCGGAUACUACUCACCACUCGCAACAAAGAAGUUGCCUCGCUUGCAUCUGGAGCUGAUCAUCUCCACCAACCUCGACCUCUUGAUAAAGAACAAAGGUAG